Molecule: messenger RNA, 1170 nt
Organism: Alternaria arborescens
Lineage: Eukaryota; Fungi; Ascomycota; Dothideomycetes; Pleosporales; Pleosporaceae
Exons: 2
Coding region: 1-1170 (389 amino acids)
Source: RefSeq, a predicted model, not a curated record
AUGUGGUCUAGCUUCCUUUCCCGGGCGCGUCCUACCCCUGAGAGAACACCCGCACCUGCAGUACAGUGCACGGUCGACACAUCGGAAGAUGUAGCUGUAUCUGUGGAAGACAGACAUAUCGAUAUUUCGGAGUUGCAGCCGACGAUUGUUCUGGACGAUAGUGGUGACGCCACACUAUUGGUCGGUACGGAUUCAGCUGCUCUUCAGCCGGUCCAGGUGUCUUCGACGGCUAUGACCCUGGCCAGCCCGGUAUGGAAGGACAUGUUCGAAAGACACCGGAAAGCAAACGGAGCUAUUGAAGUACCUCUGCGGGAUGAUGAAGUAGAUGCAUUGUACAUUGCACUUCGGAUAGCUCAUCUGCGCUUUCAUGAAAUACCUCGGAAGGAUGGGCUUACUAUCGACGCCCUGCUUGAACUCGCAGUCGUGUGCGCCAGAUACGAUAUUGUAAAGCUAGUUCGGCCAUUUUUGGACCUUUACGGCUGGGCCCAAUGCCAUUAUCCUGACACGGACGCUGGAGAGCGAUGCGACCCUGCCUGGUUCUACGUUGCUUGGACCUUUGGGUACAAAGACAGCUUCCAACGUCUUACCCGGUUCAUAGUGAAGAAGAUUGGACUAGAUGAGGACGGGAAUGCCAUUAUGGACGAUGGCCAGAAACUUCCGAAGUAUAUGCCGCCAGGACUUCUUGCACGCAUGAUGGAAAUCCGGGAAACAACGAUUUCGGCCAUGCUGGAUAUCUUGUAUGAUAUCUUGGACGAUAUCAUACAUGUUUUUGUUUGUCAAGUCGACGAAUCAUGGGAGCCCAGGUGCCGAGCCACGGUUUUGGGUUCUUUCAUCUCUUUUCUCCUGGAGAACGAUCUCUAUCCAGCACGGCGCACGGCUUCUGAAACCCCCUUCAGCAUCCAGAAGCUCUACGAUCUGGCUUCUUCUGCUCAAAUCUUGACCCUCGAAUCACAUGACUAUAGGGAAAUGGCAAUGUGUGUUCGAAGAUCCAGUUGGGAUCCAGCAAGCGUCACAGCUGAUACCUUUAAGAACCAUGGUGGACUGACUUUGCACAAGAAGUGUUUUGGAGCUUUCCACCUGCGGUCCAAGCUGAAGACUAUCUAUUCCGAUGUAGGUUCAGCUGUCCUCCAAUCCCAUAUCGAGCACAUGGAUAGACAGGCUCUGAAAUGA